AAAAUUCUGUAUAAACUUAGAAUUUAACUUUGGUUAUGCAACAUAUAAGAAUUACAAUUACUUGCUCCAGAUUUUAAAAGAAUGUAUUGAUACAAAAAAUGUAGAUACAAAUUAGAGGUAAUGCUUUACUACCUCUUAAUCUUAAAAAACAUUUAUUUUAAGAAGGAAUAAGAAAUUAUAAUACUUAUCGAAUUAUAUAAAAAUAAAGUCCCAAAAAUAACUAUAAAUUAAGGACUACUUGUUAUAAUUUCUAGCUUUCAUUCGAGUGUUUUUAAAAACCCCCUCCAGACCAAGCGUCAUGGUUUUGGCCACAGCUGUGCUGUCGCAACUGGAAGCCAGGUUCUGCUCAAACUUGGCAACAGACCCGCUGCAAUUAUGGCCAGUGUGUGGGCUGUCACCAGAACACCUUGAUGACGGCAUAUAUAGCCACUGCUAAGGCUGAUUGAAUCAACGAGCGGCCUCUCGCUGUGGGACAAAUGUUUUAUCAUCUUUUGUUUUACUUCGGUUGCACAUAAAUCUUGAACUUGCAUUUACAUUCUGUGAACCCAACACCCUUGCACCCUCGAAAAUACAGGUACGAGUACAGGUAGCUGUGACAUCUAGCGAAGACCUCGAAUUGUUCUUAUAUUCGGGGCUAUUUCCCUUGAAGUCGCGCGUUUCUGUUUAUACUUUUAGUUAUACCAAUAUUUAUGAUUAUUAUGCGUGUUCUUCUGUUUGACUUUUGAUCCUCAUGGAGAAUAGGGAAAAAUUGGUUUAAGUGGACGAAUUAUUGUUUUGAGACGUGUUAGAAUUCUCGGCAGUGGAAAAGCUGAUUCCCUCAAUACCCACUUUUAUGCAUUUAAAGUAUUUACCAUAAAUUAACCAUAUUCAAAAGUGUCUUUGAAAGAUUUUGUUAUUGAUAUUGAACUUUAAAAUAUAUUUCUAGAUUUCUUCCGAGGAAGAGAAGAUAAAAAUAUAUUAAUUUCAAUGCUUUUAGGAGUUUUUAUAUUUUAUACAUUAUAAAUAAUUGUACAGAUUCUACUUAAUUCAAGGGUAAGCUCUUAUGAAGUCGUUCAUCUUUCUGCGACAGUCUUUAAUGAUUCAUGCCGGAAAAGUAUAUUUAUGGUUCAGUUACAUCAGUCAAAUUCUGAAGAGUAUUAGCAUAGUCAGCCCACGCGAUUUGGUAUCUUUUGUGUGAAUUAUAGCACCCACGCUUGUUUAUCAAGUUCCUCAUUCCCCAAAAGAGUUUCAGAGGGGCAAUCAAAAUCCAAGCAACAGUCGCCUGGGGGGAAAAUCGAACAAACCGAAAAACCACCCCAUAACUCAGCAACAGGACAUGGACUUCUCCUGGGACCGGGGCGAUUCCCAGAAGCCGGCCGGGGAGCCAGGACUAGGUAGCCAGGGGUUACUGUCACUGUUUGGCAUCCGGAAAAUGUAUUUACUACAGGCGAAUUUAUUAUAUCAACUUCGAUAUAGCCGUGUGGUGAUAGCAAGCAAAUUAAAUCUGAGAAAAAUUCAAUGUGUUUAGUUUGUCCAGGUCAUUUAUCAAAUCAGAGUCCCAAUUGCAAUAAACAUAAUCGCUGUUCCCGUAUUGAUCCACCGUAAUGGCCGAGCUUUUGUGCCGCGAAAAGGAGCUGUUUAAAAUUAACCAGGAGUUAAACCUGCUGACCCUCAGUUCCGCCGCCGAUGCCUUGUAUCCGGCUAAGGGAUCACCCACAGCUGUGGCGGCUCCUCGAUUUGCCACGUUCCAGAAGCACAAAGGUCCGAGCAGUUUGCUCCGAAAAAAGGGUGUCACCACGGCACCCACAAAGACGCGUCCAAAAACUCCGCCUGGCAGAGAUGCGGUUGCCACAGCCCGAGGAGUGGUUACAUCACCGCAGCCAGACACUAAUCUGCUGACCAAGUCCAAGACGCCUGACUGGAGGCACAACAAGACCGCCGGCACACCCACCUCUCCCACGAGUCGCACGGUGUCCAAGUUCAGCACCUUCACGCGGGAUGUGAGCAGCAAGACGGCCACGUUUGUCAAGUACCGGAACCCCAACUUCAGCGAAAGUCCAUCGCUGGACGAGCUGCUGCGCAACGACGCCGAGGAGGCAGCCCGGAAACAGGAGGUCGAGGUCGAGGUGGAGGUCACCCAGAAGCGGGAGAGCACCACUGUCGUCAAUGGCCAGCUCAAGAAGCAGGUCACCAAGGACAACUUUAUCAAGUUCCUCAAGGCCAAGGUGGCCAUCCUGGAGGAGGACCACGCCCAUCAUGCCGGCGAGCUGACCCGCCAAAAGGAACAGCUUGAGCUCGCCCUGGAAGGGCAGCGAAAAUCGGAGAACCAGCGCGACCAGACGAUGAGUUCCAACAAGCAUCUCUCCGAGCAACUGAUGCGGGCGGAACGGCAGUGGGAGGAUGCCAACCGGCGACAGAAGGAGCGCCAGCAGGAGUUCAUCACCCAGCAGCGGGAGCUGGAGCAGCUGAAGCGGGAUGCCAAGGUGUCCAGGCAGACGACCAUGAACCUGGAAAACCGACUGUCCCGCGCCCAGGAGGAUGCGGAUACUGCCCGCCUGGAGGUCAAACAGCUGCGCGAGGAGCAGCGCGACCAGUUGGAGGCGCAGCGCAAGGAGCUGAAGCAGCGGGACAGCCGGAUCCGGGCCCUGAAGCGCCAGCGGGGCGACCUGCUCAACGCCUACAAGAAGCAGCUCUACAUGAUCGACAACCUGAAGCGCCAGACCAGCUGCAUGGAGCAGUCGGCGGCCAUCGGGUUCGGCGAGAAGGAGUUCAACAAGGUGCUCGAGUGGAAUGCCAAGACGUGAGCCCGUCCAGCUCUCAGAACGAAGUCUAGGCUAAGCAUCUACGUUAAGCAUAAUACACCAAUGUACAUAAGUGGAAUGUAAUUACAUUUUAUGGUCUCUCUCACUCGUCCUCACAAGUCCCCAA
Molecule: messenger RNA, 2907 nt
Organism: Drosophila rhopaloa
Lineage: Eukaryota; Metazoa; Arthropoda; Insecta; Diptera; Drosophilidae
Product: testis-expressed protein 9
Exons: 2
Coding region: 1584-2783 (399 amino acids)
Source: RefSeq, a predicted model, not a curated record